Molecule: messenger RNA, 3702 nt
Organism: Brettanomyces bruxellensis
Lineage: Eukaryota; Fungi; Ascomycota; Pichiomycetes; Pichiales; Pichiaceae
Exons: 1
Coding region: 1-3702 (1233 amino acids)
Biological process (GO): intracellular calcium ion homeostasis
Cellular component (GO): endoplasmic reticulum membrane
Molecular function (GO): ATP hydrolysis activity; ATP binding; P-type ion transporter activity
Source: RefSeq, a predicted model, not a curated record
AUGACGCAGGCUCUUGUGAAUAGUAAUGCCGUGAAAUCGGCUCAGUUGUUGGCCCCUAGAUCAUUCUGGUCAAGGCCUUACACCCUGCCAUUUACGUUUAUUUAUCCAAUUUACUUGAAUUGCUACCUUUUUCAUUAUGACACGUAUUUCGGUGGGAAAGAAUGGACAUUCAUAAUUACGCUUGGCUUAGUUUCCUUGCAUGCUUUAGUCUGGUUGCUUCCACGUUGGAACCUCAAUAUUCGUGCUCGCUUCAAUUAUAGAAUAUGCUCUUCCUUGUAUAAGGCGACACACAUUAUGGUUAUAGCUAAGCCAAAUUUCGGUCUAAGUGAGGUUUGUCAAAUCCAGAAAACAACGGAACAAAUUUCAUUUAAGUAUCAGAAAAGGGAAUUCAUUUGGAAUAAGGAGAAAGGCUGCUUCUCUCCACCCAUCUUCUUUGUGGACAAUGCAAAGCUUACGAUUGGUGAACUAAAGCGCAAAGUGGGUCUUAAGUCUUCCGACUUAGAGUUCUCGAGGAAGAAGUAUGGAAAGAAUAUUUUUGAUAUUCCUGUUCCUACCUUCAUGGAACUUUUUAUUGAGCACGCGCUAGCACCGUUUUUUGUCUUUCAAGUUUUCUCUAUUGCUCUAUGGAUGAUGGAUGAGAUGUGGUAUCUCUCGCUAUUUUCUUUAUUCAUGUUGUUCUCAUUUGAGGCCACUACGGUUUAUCAAAGGAAAUCGACCAUGACGGAAUUUCAAAGUAUGGGUAUUAAACCUUACAAAAUCUAUGCCUAUAGGGAUCGUAAAUGGAAAAAAAUUUCAACAGAUGAUUUAAUGCCUGAGGAUAUUGUUUCCAUCGUUCGUACACCUCAAGAAGAUCUCUCCAUACCAUGUGAUUUAAUUCUCCUUGCAGGUUCGUGUAUUGUUAAUGAAGCUAUGCUUUCCGGUGAAUCUACACCACUCUUGAAGGAAUCAAUUCGGAACAGAGAAUCAGAAGCAACAUUCAUGCCCACCAGUUUGGAUAAAAACUCUCUACUUCAUGGUGGUACGUCGUGUUUGCAGGUGACACCACCGGAGAAAGCAUCAACAUCUUUGCCAUUGCCACCUGAUGGGGGUGCUAUUGCUCUCGUCACCAAAACUGGUUUUGAAACUAUCCAAGGUUCACUUGUCAGGGUGAUGAUCUUUUCGUCCGAACGAAUGACCGUGGCCAACAGAGAAUCACUAUUCUUCAUUUUGUUUUUACUUGUUUUUGCUGUUAUUGCUUCAAGAUAUGUUUGGAUUGAAGGUACCAGAAUGGGUCGUGUCCAAUCUAAGCUUAUUCUUGACUGUAUAAUUGUCAUAACGUCUGUUGUUCCACCAGAGUUGCCGAUGGAGCUCACUAUGGCUGUCAAUCAAUCUUUGGCUUCCUUGGCCAAGCAUUACAUAUACUGUACUGAGCCUUUCAGGAUACCUCUCGCCGGAAGAAUUGAUGUGUGUUGUUUUGAUAAAACAGGUACUUUAACUGCAGAGGAUUUAGUGUUUGAGGGUUUGGCUGGUUUAGGUGAUGAUUUCAGUAAUGAAGAAGCAUCAAAAUUGGUUAAAUGUUCUUCUGAUGAAGUUCCGGAGACUACUCUUGAUGUUAUGGGUUCAACGCACGCACUUGUUAGAUUAGAUAAUGGAGAUGUAGUUGGUGACCCGAUGGAAAAAGAAACUUUAAAAGCAUCCGAAUGGAUGUUAUCGAAACAUUCUAAAGGCGUUAUUGAAGGUCAUCAUAAAAAGAUUUAUGUUUUGAAGCAUUUCCAAUUCUCUUCUUCUUUGAAGAGGUCAUCUGUUAUUUCGAAAAUUGGCACUAGAAUUAUGAUUGGGUGUAAAGGUGCUCCAGAAACAAUUGCUGAAAGAUUGUCUCAUAUUCCAACUGGUUACGAGAAGGUUUACAAGUCUUUUACCAGAUCUGGUUCUCGUGUUUUAGCCCUUUCGUACAAAUUCUUAGAUAAUGAGCGUGGAAUUGAUCAGAUUGAUAGAGCGAAGGUAGAAUCAGGUCUUACGUUUGCUGGAUUUAUGGUUUUCCAUUGUCCAAUGAAAACAGAUGCCAUUGAAACUAUUAACAUGUUAAAUCAGUCUAGUCAUAGAAGUGUUAUGAUUACCGGUGAUAAUCCAUUAACUGCUUGUCAUGUUGCUAGGGAAGUUGGUAUUGCAGCAAAACCUAUUAUUAUUCUCGAUAAACCCGAGUUCACUAACGUUGAAGUGGAUAGUAGUAUUGAUCUUGAAUGGCGGGAUGUUGAAGAAACUAAUAUUAAACCUGCUUCAUCCAGUUCUCCUCUUGAUAUUAGUAUGUUCGGAAAAUAUGAUAUUUGUGUUACUGGUUACGCAAUUCAAAAAUUACAAAAUCAUCGGCAGUUUAAACAUCUUAUCAGGCACGCUUUCAUUUAUUCGCGUGUCUCUCCUUCACAAAAGGAAUUAAUUGUGAAUGGUUACAAAUCUAUGUCGUAUAAUGUGUUAAUGUGUGGUGAUGGUACUAACGAUGUCGGUGCUCUAAAGCAGGCUCAUGUUGGUAUUGCUUUGCUUAAUGGAACUGAAUCAUCCUUGAAGAAACUGCAGGAGAAAAAGCAAACUGAUGCGAUGGUAAAGAUUUAUGACAAACAACGUGGAAUUAUGGCAAGAUGGGGAAGGCCUCCACCAAAGGUUCCUGUUCAAAUUGCCCAUCUAUAUCCUCCAGGACCUCUUAAUCCGUAUUAUAUUUCUGCCCUCCAGAAACAUGGAGUUGCUGUUACUGAUGCCAUUGUCAAGAAGGUGGAAGUUGCAAAUAGGCAGCCAAUAUCGGUGGAAGCAUCGGAUUUCACAGGUCCUAAUUCAGGUUCUGAUUUUGCUGAACAAUUAAUUUCUGGAAUGCAAAUGCCUGACGAACAAGAAGCACCAGCUCUUAAAUUGGGUGAUGCUUCUGUAGCCGCCCCAUUUACAUCAAAACUAUCGAAUGUAAAUUCUGUGGUUCAUGUCAUCAGGCAAGGACGUGUUGCAUUAGUUUCCACCAUUCAGAUGUACAAAAUUUUGGCAUUAAACUGUCUUAUCUCUGCGUAUUCCUUGUCUGUUUUAUAUUUAGCUGGUAUUAAGUUUGGAGAUUUUCAGGCUACUGUUUCCGGAUUGUUGUUGAGUGUUUGCUUCCUUUCUAUUUCAAAGGGUAAACCACUAGAGAAGUUGUCAAGAGAAAGACCUCAGCCAGGUAUUUUUAAUACUUAUAUCAUGGGUUCUAUUCUUGGUCAAUUUGCCAUUCAUUUGAUUGCUUUGGUUUAUUUGAAUAAAGAAAUAUACAUCCUAGAGCCAAGGGAACCACAGAUUGAUUUGGACAAGACUUUUGAGCCUUCUCUUCUUAAUACAGCUAUGUUUUUGCUUCAACUUUCGCAACAGGUUGCCACUUUUGCAGCAAAUUAUAUUGGAAGACCUUUCAGGGAUGGUCUCACUGAAAAUAAGGGCAUGUAUUAUGGUAUGUUGGGUGUCAUUUUUAUGUGCAUUUCUGGUGCAACUGAGUUUAUUCCUGAGUUCAAUUCCGCAAUGCAAUUUGUUCCUAUGACAUUUGUGUUUAAGGUGAAAUUAAAUCUUGUUAUGUUCCUUGAUUUUGCGCUUUCUUGGCUUAUUGAGAUUGUGUUUAAGCACUUCUUUAUGGAUUACAAAGCAUCCGAUAUUGCCGUUAGAGAUGUUGAUGAGGUCACUGCAGAUAGUAAAACGGAGACGGCUUUACUGAAGGAUCAAGAAUGA